Messenger RNA from Arachis ipaensis, 795 nucleotides. RefSeq lists its product as uncharacterized. NCBI's taxonomy places the organism in Eukaryota, Viridiplantae, Streptophyta, Magnoliopsida, Fabales, Fabaceae. The record is from RefSeq and is a predicted model, not a curated record.
AUGAACUUGGAGGGAGUGGGAGAUGAGGUAAGGUGCCACACUUUCCCGGUCACCCUGGCGGGACCUGCAAUACGGUGGUUCAACAACCUUCCGCAAGGCUCGGUGACCAGUUUUGUGGACAUCAGCCACACCUUCUUAGCCCAAUUCACGACUAGAAUUGCAAAAGCAAAACACCCAAUCAACCUGCUUGGAGUGGCCCAGCGGCCCAGAGUGCCGACCAGGAAAUACCUAGACCGAUUCAACGACGAGUGCCUGGAAAUAGAUGGGCUGACGGACUCAGUUGCAAGCUUGUGCCUAACAAACGGGCUCCUGAACGAGGACCUCAGAAAGCACCUCACCACGAAGCCGGUGUGGACCAUGCAGGAGAUCCAAUGUGUAGCCAAGGAGUACAUCAACAACGAAGAAGUUAGCCAAGUCGUGGCUGCCAACAAACGGCAGCCCUCUUACAACCAAGACCAGCACCGCAGGAGCAGAGAAGGACAAAAGGAACACGCCAGGGACGGCGGUCCGAGCAAGGCACCCAGACCGUUUCCUCGUGUCGGGAAGUUCACCAAUUACACUCCCCUCACCGCACCAAUCAUGGAAGUUUAUCAACAAAUCGCCGAAAAGGGGAUCUUGUCGAAGCCUCGACCACUAAAAGAACGAACAGAGGGAAACCGAAGCCUCUACUGUGACUAUCACAAGGGCUAUGGGCACAAGACACAGGAUUGCUUCGACCUAAAGGACGCAUUAGAACAAGCGAUCAGGGAUGGAAAGCUAGCUGAAUUCUCCCACCUCAUUAGAGAGCCGAGAUGA